Messenger RNA from Gavialis gangeticus (Gharial), 2142 nucleotides. RefSeq names its product RAB2A, member RAS oncogene family (gene RAB2A). The coding region runs from base 16 to 567 and encodes 183 amino acids. The transcript is spliced from 6 exons. Gene Ontology annotation, molecular function: GTP binding; GTPase activity. NCBI's taxonomy places the organism in Eukaryota, Metazoa, Chordata, Crocodylia, Gavialidae. Gene Ontology annotation, cellular component: Golgi apparatus. The record is from RefSeq and is a predicted model, not a curated record.
ACUUGUGCAGUACUGAUGCAACUUUUUUUUUUUAAAUAUUAUUCAGGUGUAGAAUUUGGUGCUCGAAUGAUAACUAUUGAUGGCAAACAGAUUAAACUUCAGAUAUGGGAUACGGCAGGGCAAGAGUCCUUCCGUUCCAUCACAAGGUCAUACUACAGAGGGGCAGCAGGGGCGUUACUAGUGUAUGACAUUACAAGGAGGGACACGUUCAACCACUUGACAACCUGGUUAGAAGAUGCUCGCCAGCAUUCCAACUCCAACAUGGUCAUUAUGCUUAUUGGAAAUAAAAGUGAUUUAGAAUCUAGAAGAGAAGUGAGAAAAGAAGAAGGUGAAGCAUUUGCACGAGAGCAUGGACUCAUCUUUAUGGAAACUUCUGCCAAAACUGCUUCUAAUGUAGAGGAGGCAUUUAUUAAUACUGCAAAGGAAAUCUACGAGAAAAUCCAAGAAGGAGUCUUUGAUAUCAAUAAUGAGGCAAAUGGAAUUAAAAUUGGCCCUCAACAUGCUGCUACUAAUGCAACACUUGCAGGCAAUCAGGGAGGACAACAAGCUGGUGGAGGCUGCUGUUGAGCCUAUUUUUACUUUCUGGCUACCUGAAUGGGGCCUACUAACUUGUUCUUUCACCCUCCCCCACUCCAUCUCAACUGACACAUGAAACUAUUGUAAGUUGGUUUCAUGUUGCAGGAGAAGACUUUAUCCUUCAAAUUCUUGUAUAACUUUGAAUAAAUGGUUAAUGUUCACUUAAGAGACAGAUUUUGGAGAUUGUAUUCAUAUCUAUUUACAUUUGCUUUCUAGGUCAAUUGAUGUGAUUAUUUUUGUUAAAUGUUGUCUUGUGCCCUUGACUACGAACUGAAUUGUAUUAAACACUAUGAAGUCAUCUGAGUAUUUUAAUCAGUUUGUGUAGUUAGGUUUCCCAGCUACUGUGGUUACCUAAUGUUUAAUAUCGUAGAGCUGUCCUCAAGUUUUUGUCAAUUUUCAAGGCUAUAAAGAGAAGCAGAAAGGACUCUUUUAAUUCUGUAUUUAUCAUUUACUUUCUGUAUAUAUAGUUUAAUAACCUGCUUGGGUGUAUUUGCCAAGCUAGAAUUCUUUAAUGCAUUUGCAUAAAUUCUAUACUACUUAGAGCUUGAAAACUACAGGAGCAUUAUUAGAAAUUGCUUGGACGCUGAAUUUUAAACCUUUUUGACAUUGUUAGCAUGUUUAUCUUCUGUCAUUAUCCUGAAGUCCAAGAAAAAAAUGCUUAAUGUAUAUUACUAGAGGCUACAUGUGUGUUACCUAUUUUAAUGCCAAAUGUUUGCUGUUUGUUCACAAUUUCCACAGCACCUCUUCAAAAACAGAUUAGCUGUUUGCCUUAAUGAAUACUGUAGGUAAAAACUGAGAACGAUGAAUGAAAAAUACAGGAGGAAUUGAUACCCAUUUAAAGUGGCACAUUAUGAAGAUUUUGAUUUUGAUUUUUUUUUUUUAAAUAAUGUUGUUUCCCCACCCCUUGUUUACACUUUAUUUCUAGGUAUAUUUUUCAUGCAGGACAGUUGGGGGGUGUUAUUUUUGGGGGGUUGUUUUUCCAACCUAGAUGUACAGUGACUGUGUAAAGUUUUUCUUUUAGUGAAAACUUGUAAUCCUAAAUAUCUGGUAAGCAUCUUGUCUAUUGUGAAGGGGGGUGUGACAAUAAAAUCUGCCAAAUGGAAAAUCUUGAUAAAAGCCAAAACUGGAAAUGGUUUGGUACUUAUUAUGGUGGUGAUGUAAGGAUGAGAGGGAGAGGUGGUACUCAUAAUGACAUGGCUAAAACAGUGCAAAAUAAAAUCCUCUGUUUAAGUAUUAUAUUUGUUUAAAGUGCAGAAUAUUCAAUGUCAGUUUGACUGCAAAUGAACAAAAAUGAACUUCAAAUUCUUCAUAUUUCUAUCUAAUUCAUAAAUAAAGGGGUGACAUUAGAUCAUGAUCUGUAUGUCUCCCUGAAGAAAUGAAUUUUAACUACAGUUUUGUCUUACUGGACCAACUGAGACAGAUUUGGGGGACAUAGAUUCCUCUCUCAUUUCAUCUCACUUGACAGUCAAGCUACAAGGGGGAGCAUUGACUUCAGAAGUGAAUAAACCUUAAUUUAAGAAGUGUAACAUAGCGAUGGGUCUGAGAUUAAAUAAAGUUUUAAAAAUA